GUAAGUUUGUCAAGACGUGGUUUAUUAUUUUGCUCUUUCGGCCUUUCUACAACAUAUUAAAUAUAUUUAUCUAAGUUGAAUACAGUCAAGCCAGAGUCAUAUGUAAAUGUACCCGAAUGGUUUCAAGAAGAGAAAAAUUAUACUUGUCCUCGUUUGUCGUUUUAUGACACAAAUGAAAUAAGACAAGUUGUGUCUUUAGGAAGCGCAUUUCAGGAAUUAAGGAAGAAAGUUUCCACUCAUAGUUCACGACAAAAGAUCCAAGCAACAGACGGUGAGAGAGGAUCAGUUAUAUGUCAAAUAAAGUCACAUAUUCAAAAUAGUGGGAUCCAAGUAACUUAUACAGGGCAUGUUAUUGAAAGACACACAAUAUGGUUUUACUGUGGUAAGAUAGAGAACUGUCUACAACCUGAAAAAUAAUUUAAUUAUUUGGUAAAAUUUUUAUUACAUUUGUCUGAGAACUUUUUGACUCUCCUCCAUGUAAUCUGUCUAACUGGGAAAGCCUCAUCAAUGACUGAAAUGUUUGUGUAUAUUAUAGCAUGCAUGUUUUAGGUCCCUCUCCACAAACUGGCUCCACUAAUUUCAAAUCUACUACAAAACGAGUUACUAGAGCUGCAUAUAGCAGGGAAGAAAAAUUCAGUGUCUUUCUUUCACAAAUCACAGCAAAGCAAUUCUGGUCCACUAUUGAAAUCCUUGUAAUAUUAUCCACAUAAAUGUAGUUUAAAGGAGUGGUUCAAUGAAGGGACAACUAAUAUAAGCCUGAUGGCUAUAUAUACAUACAUACAUACAUACAUACAUACAUACAUGCAUACAUACAUUAAAAAACUGAAAUAAAAAUUAUAGGAUCUGAUUAAUUUCUCAAACAUAAAUGAAAAUAUCAAGAAUAAGAAUAAAUAGAGUAUAUAUUUGUUUAAUUAGCUACCAGUGUCCAUCCUACCAUCAGGAAGAAGAUAAAAGUCACUUGAAGCAGAAUGGCGUCUUACUUUGAUGAACACAACUGUGAGCCCACAAACUCAGAGGAACCAUAUCAUCAGAAUGGACUGCUUGAACUGGCCAGGUGAGGCUCAGAGAUACUGGGAUCAGCGUCUUCCUCCUCCUGCUGCCAGAGCUGCUGUUCAGAGCCUCUCUGUGGUUGUUAUUUCUCCAGAUCAAGCAGUCUAACGUGCCCUGUUUGUUUGUUGGAGUUUGAGGAGCCAGAGGUGGUUCAAGAAAUGCCCUGUGAACACCUCUUCCACUCUGGAUGUAUACUGCCCUGGCUAGGGAAGACCAACUGUUGCCCCUUGUGUCACCUUGAAAUCCCAAUUGAUAAUCCAGAGUAUGAGGAGUUAAGAAAAAACAAGGAGAGAAGAAAAAGGGGGGAGCACUCUGAGCAUCUCCAAGAAAAAGUUAUCGAGAAAUAUAAAUCAGGAGACGGGUAUAAAAAAAUUUCCAAGUCCCUGAACAUACCAUUGAGUUCAAUUAAAUCCAUCAUUAAGAAAUGGAAGGAAUAUGGCACAUGUGCAAAUCUACCACGAGCAGGUCGUCCUCAUAAACUAAGUGACCGUGUAAAAAGGAGACUUGUGAGGAAGGCCACCAAGUCCCCUCUGACUACUCUGAAGGAGUUAAAAGCUACAGCAGCUGAGAUGGGAGAGACUGUACAUAUGACGACUGUGGCCCGGGUUCUUCGGCAGACAGAGCUUUAUGGGAGAGUGGCAAAGAGGAACACACUGGGAAACAAGCAGAUGUGUAAUCAGUCCUGAGGUUAAUUAAUGUUUCCAGUAGGUUAUGG
Messenger RNA from Sphaeramia orbicularis (orbiculate cardinalfish), 1765 nucleotides. It is a transcript of the gene rnf181, whose product is annotated as ring finger protein 181. The transcript is spliced from 5 exons. Lineage: Eukaryota; Metazoa; Chordata; Actinopteri; Kurtiformes; Apogonidae. Gene Ontology annotation, cellular component: cytoplasm. Gene Ontology annotation, biological process: DNA integration; protein ubiquitination; DNA transposition. The record is from RefSeq and is a predicted model, not a curated record. Bases 1209 to 1736 code for a protein of 175 amino acids. Gene Ontology annotation, molecular function: metal ion binding; ubiquitin protein ligase activity; DNA binding.